AGAGAAAGAGAGAGAGAGAGAGAGAGAGAGAGAGAGAGAGAGAGAGGCGGAGAGGGGGAGAGGGGGAUCUGUUGCAGGCAGGGGAAGGCGUGACCUGAAUGGAGAAUGCCAGCCAAUUCCAGAGACACACAGGGACCUCAGAACAAAGAUAAGGCAUCGCUGACACCACACCGGGGAGCUAACAGACAAGUCUGGCAGAGAGGACCAAAGCCAGGCAGCCAGGAGAAGGCAAGGCAGGAAAAUGAGGUGGCUCCUUUUCUACUAUGCCCUGUGCCUUUCCCUGUUGAAGUCUUCAGCCCACACUGUGGAACUAAAUGAUAUGUUUGGCCAGAUUCAGUCACCUGGCUAUCCAGACUCCUAUCCAAGUGACUCAGAGGUGACUUGGAAUAUCACUGUCCCAGAAGGGUUUCGGAUCAAGCUUUACUUCAUGCACUUCAACUUGGAAUCCUCCUACCUUUGUGAAUACGACUACGUGAAGGUAGAAACUGAAGACCAGGUGCUGGCAACCUUCUGUGGCAGGGAGACCACAGAUACAGAACAGACCCCUGGACAGGAAGUCGUUCUGUCCCCUGGCUCCUUCAUGUCCAUCACUUUCCGGUCAGAUUUCUCCAAUGAGGAACGAUUCACGGGCUUUGAUGCCCACUACAUGGCUGUAGAUGUGGACGAGUGUAAGGAGAGGGAGGAUGAGGAGCUGUCCUGUGACCACUACUGCCACAACUACAUUGGUGGCUACUACUGCUCCUGCCGCUUUGGCUACAUCCUUCACACGGACAACAGGACCUGUAGAGUGGAGUGCAGUGACAACCUCUUUACCCAGAGAACCGGCAUGAUCACCAGCCCUGACUACCCCAACCCCUACCCUAAGAGCUCUGAAUGCUUCUACAACAUCGAGCUGGAGGAAGGUUUCAUGAUCAGCCUGCAGUUUGAAGACAUUUUUGACAUUGAGGACCAUCCUGAGGUGGCUUGCCCCUAUGACUAUAUCAAGAUUAAAGCUGGCCCAGUGGUUUUGGGGCCUUUCUGUGGAGAGAAAGCCCCAGAACCCAUCAGCACACAGACCCAUAGUGUCCAGAUCAUAUUCCGCAGUGACAAUUCUGGGGAGAACCGCGGCUGGAGGCUCUCAUACAGGGCUGCAGGAAAUGAGUGCCCAGAGCUACAGCCUCCUGUCCAUGGAAAAAUUGAGCCCCUGCAAGCCACAUAUUCCUUCAAAGACCAAGUGCUCAUCAGCUGUGAUGCAGGCUACAAAGUGCUGAAGGAUAAUGUGGUGAUGGACACAUUCCAGAUAGAGUGUCUGAAGGAUGGGACAUGGAGUAAUGAGAUUCCCACCUGCAAAAUUGUAGACUGUGGAGUCCCAGCAGGGCUGGAACAUGGGCUGGUCAUCUUCUCCUCAAAGAACAACCUCACUACAUACAAAUCUCAGAUCAGAUACUCCUGCCAGCAGCCCUACUAUAGGAUGCUUCACAAUAUCACAGGUACAUAUACCUGUUCUGCCCAUGGGACCUGGAUAAAUGAAGUACUUGGGAGAAAACUGCCCGCCUGCCUUCCAGUGUGUGGUCAGCCCUCCCGUUCCCUGCCAAACCUGGUCAAGAGGAUUAUUGGAGGCCGGAACGCCGAGCCUGGUCUUUUCCCUUGGCAGGCCCUGAUAGUGGUGGAGGAUACCUCAAGGGUGCCAAAUGACAAGUGGUUUGGAAGUGGGGCCCUGCUCUCUGAGUCCUGGAUCCUCACAGCGGCUCACGUGCUCCGCUCCCAGCGCAGAGACAACACAGUGAUACCAGUCUCCAAGGAGCAUGUCACUGUCUACCUGGGCCUGCAUGAUGUGCGGGACAAAUCGGGAGCUGUCAACAGCUCAGCGGCCCGAGUGGUGCUUCACCCAGGCUUCAACAUCCAGAACUAUAAUCACGACAUAGCUCUAGUGCAGUUACAGGGGCCGGUACCCCUGGGACCCCAUGUCAUGCCUGUCUGCCUUCCAAGGCCUGAGCCUGAAGGCCCAGCUCCACACAUGCUGGGCCUGGUGGCCGGGUGGGGCAUCUCCAAUCCCAAUGUGACAGUGGAUGAGAUUAUCAGCAGUGGCACACGAACCUUGUCAGAUGUCCUACAGUAUGUUAAGUUACCUGUGGUACCACAUGCUGAGUGCAAAGCCAGUUAUGAGUCCCGCUCAGGCAACUAUAGUGUCACGGAGAACAUGUUCUGUGCCGGCUUCUAUGAGGGCGGCAAGGACACGUGCCUUGGAGAUAGUGGUGGGGCCUUUGUUAUCCUUGAUGAGUUGAGCCAGCGCUGGGUGGUUCAAGGCCUGGUGUCCUGGGGGGGCCCUGAAGAAUGUGGCAGCAAGCAGGUGUAUGGAGUCUACACAAAGGUCUCCAACUAUGUGGACUGGGUGUGGCAGGAGAUGAACUCCCCACAAGGUGUGGGGGAGCUCCAGGUAGAGCGGUGAAUUGACUUACUUUAUCAGGACCUGCCUUCCCCACCCCAGUCCAAGUGAUGCUACAGCACACACUUCCGACAACGCACUCCAUGUUACCCAUCAGACCAAAAAUACUGCAACACUCUGACCUACCAGGGCACUAGUCCUCUUGAGUCAGCCCCAGGACCCUGAGAGGCAGCAGUGUGGUAAAGGGAAAAGACUCUGGACAAGAGACCUGGUCCAUGACUUUGGCUAAGUCCCUUCCCCUCUCUUGGCCUCAUCUCUCCAACAAUACAAUGGGAGCUAGACUAGAGGACCUCUGGCCCAAUCAAACACUCCUCAUCAGAGCAAGCUUUACUCUGGUUUUUAUUCACUCCUAACCACUUGUCAAACCCAUUGGGCCCCCUGUUGAUGAAAGAGAUCUUGGACCUGAUUGUUAGGAAAUGAUUUCUUACAUUAAACUAAAGUCUGUAUUCAUAUGUUACCCAGCACUUCUCUCUGGGCUUGCACCAAGUCUAGUCACUCCACUAGGAGAGAACCACUCAGGUUUGGGAGACAAAGAUCAGAGCCUGGAAGACUCUCUCUCAUCGUGUAACACCU
Molecule: messenger RNA, 2998 nt
Organism: Castor canadensis (American beaver)
Lineage: Eukaryota; Metazoa; Chordata; Mammalia; Rodentia; Castoridae
Gene: Masp1
Product: MBL associated serine protease 1
Biological process (GO): complement activation, lectin pathway; proteolysis
Cellular component (GO): extracellular region
Molecular function (GO): serine-type endopeptidase activity; calcium ion binding
Source: RefSeq, a predicted model, not a curated record